GCCAGUGAGAAAAGUGCAGGGGCGAUAGUGAGAAUCAACGAGAGAGAUGAUGGAGGAAGAAGAGGCGGAAGAGACAUGGAAUCAUAAGAAGCAAGUUCUAAUGGAAGAAGUGGCUUUCAGGCUCGUCAACGGCGAUCUUGACGCUAAGAUUCAGGCCGCCAGAGAAAUCAGAACGCUCGUUAGGAGAUCUUCCACUAAUGCUCGCUCUAAGAUCGCCGCCUCCGGUGUUUUACAGCCUCUCAUCUCGAUGCUCACCAUUUCCAAUAUCGACGCCCGUGAAGCUUCUCUCCUCGCACUACUCAAUCUCGCCGUCAGAAAUGAAAGAAACAAGGUCAGCAUAGUGAUGUCUGGUGCAAUUAGUCCGCUUGUUGAGCUGCUCAAAAUCCAGCAAAACAACUUAAGAGAAAUAGCUACAGCUGCAAUAUUAACCCUCUCAUCCGCACCAUCAAACAAACCGACUAUAAUAGCUUCUGGUGCCAUUCCUCUUCUAGUUCAGAUACUCCGGUCAGGAAACAUUCAAGGACGAGUCGAUGCAGUCACAGCUCUUCACAAUCUCUUCGCUUUUUCUCCAGAUAACCCUAAUGUCAUCAUCCUAGAUUCCAAAGCUGCUUGUCCUCUCAUCAAUCUGCUUAAGGAAUGCAAGAAGAAUUCGAAAUUUGCUGAAAAAGCAACAGCCUUAAUUGAGAUUCUUUGUCAAUCAGAAGAAGGAUUACUAGCAGUUGCGAUGUCUGAUGGUGGGAUUUUAGCUUUGGUGGAAACUGUUGAGGAUGGAUCUAAGGUGAGCAUGGAGAAUGCUGUGGGAGCUUUGUUAUUAUUAUGUGAGAGUUGUCGAGAUAAAUAUAGGGAACUCAUUCUCAAAGAGGGUGCAAUACCUGGACUGCUAUGGAUGACUGCUGAAGGCACGGCUAAAGCUCAGGAGAGAGCUCGGAAGCUUCUGGACAUGCUCAGAGUUGACAAGUCUUCUCCUGAGAAGAUUACAUCUGCUGAAUCAGCAAAGAUGAUCUUGCAAGAUAUGGUUCACAGAAGCAUGAAGAAUAUGCAGUUGAGAGAUGUUGGUUCAGAAGUCGUUAAUAGUUAAAAAAAGAGUCUGAAAUCACGUUAUCUUCGGGAUUAUAGAAGAUUCUGGAAUAAAAAAUUCCAGAAAGCAAGGUAUAUAUAGAGAGAGUUAGAGCAGAAAUAUUUAUCUGUGAGUUUUGGCAAAGUUUGAUGGGUCUUGUCUUGAGGUGCUUUUCAUUAACCUCCUCCUCAAAUGGGCUCAUUCUAUGUCUGUAGUAGUAUGUAUAUGUGGAGUUUGAAAAGCUCAUAAACCUGGUUGGUUAUAUAUACCAUCUGUGUACAUUUUGGUCUGAUUCUGGCAUUAUUACAUCAAGUCAACCAACUUCACACUGUAUGUAACCCUCAUCUCAUUGCAUUUUUAAGUUAAUACAUAAUUUUCUUUGAUUAAUGUUCUCAAGUUGU
Molecule: messenger RNA, 1458 nt
Organism: Impatiens glandulifera
Lineage: Eukaryota; Viridiplantae; Streptophyta; Magnoliopsida; Ericales; Balsaminaceae
Product: U-box domain-containing protein 3
Exons: 2
Coding region: 47-1078 (343 amino acids)
Cellular component (GO): nucleus; cytoplasm
Molecular function (GO): protein binding
Source: RefSeq, a predicted model, not a curated record